Messenger RNA from Salvelinus sp. IW2-2015, 977 nucleotides. Its product is annotated as transmembrane protein 263. NCBI's taxonomy places the organism in Eukaryota, Metazoa, Chordata, Actinopteri, Salmoniformes, Salmonidae. The record is from RefSeq and is a predicted model, not a curated record.
UGUGAACACUUUCCCCCAAAUCCCGUUUCCCCAGAACACUAAAUAUUGSACUAUAAAUUGUUCCUGUAUUAUACUUAUGCAAAUUGUUUUGUUCUWUUAUACUGUGCCAUUUACUUAGUAUUAUCUUUUAUUUCUUAUCGUGGCGACAAAGUACCUCGUUUACUGGCUACUUUAGCCAUCUCCACUGUAGCUAGCUCGUUCCUAAGAAAAAAAAKCCCCGUUGCUGACAGUUGAGGAUAUCUGCAACGUCAGAACAGACAGAAAAAACAAGAGGGAAGAUGAGUCAAAGCGAGCAGCAGCAGCAGGAUGAAAUCCCAGCAUACCUCAAAGACGAGCAUCCAACAGACGGUAACAAGGAUCACCCCGCGCCCCAGCCAAGCAUGUUCUCCAGAGUGACUGGAGGACUCUUCAGUGUCACUAAAGGUGCUGUGGGAGCCACUGUGGGUGGGGUGGCCUGGAUAGGAGGGAAGAGCUUCGACCUGACCAAGACCGCCGUCACCUCAGUGGCCGCUGUACCUGGCAUUGGGGUGGGGCUGGUGAAAGGAGGGGUGUGUGCUGUAGCUGGAGGCGUUUCUGCAGUAGGCUCAGCGGUGGCCAAUAAAGUUCCUAUCGGAGGAGGCAAGAAGAAGGACAAGUCUGACUGAGGAGGGGACGGACGGAGAUGCCGUUUUGGGUCUCAUGUCUGUUUCAUCUACAGUGUGGAGGGGCCUGGAGGCUACAGAGGAUUCAAAGUCGUGUGUGUGUGUUCUCUUUUUGUGGAGGCCUACACUCUGAUCCGCGAGUGUCUAUGGACCACUCUCAUUAUGUGGCCUGGUCACCGAUGGGGAGACUAAAUAAGGGGGUUCCUGGUCAGCAGUGCAGGGGCCACCCCACCUGUCUUUGUCUGUAAUAAUAACCAGUGCCUCAAACUGUUGGAAUAUGAAAUGACUGACUGAAUGUUGUAUUUACUCUGUAGAUAAAAACCAGCCAAGAAAAUA